UGAAGUAUGUUGUGGUGGAGGUCAGACAUACAGAGAGGAAGUGUGAAAAACAAAUAUGUCUGCCCUUUUUCUGUCUCCUCCUCACCUGAGGAUGGACAGAAACCCCAGAGCACAGGACAGAGACCGUUCAACGGGUGCAGACUACUGUACAAUCAAAGAGGAGAAGGUAGCUGUAGUUUACUGUGGUCAAAUACGGACAAAGUCCUUGGCUCAGUCAUCUCAAUCAGCCUUGUCUGACAGCAUGCAUCGCCUGCGUGUCUCAAUGUUGGUCUGCUUCAUACUCCUGGGAUUCCUCAGUUUCACAGGAGCAGAAGAGACAGAGACUGCCACAAAGGAAGGCAAAGGCAGGGAAAAACGUGAAAUGCCCAACUGGGCCCUGUGGUCGUCCGACUUCACAGGCUGGUUGCAGGAGCUGACUGCCCAGGCUGGUUACGACCGGAUCCAGGACCUGGCCAGAACCUACUGGGCCCACUUCCCUAUUGCCAGUUAUCUAGGUUACGACAGCCCCGACGAAGACACAGAAGAAUCUAAGGGGGUACCGGAAUGAAGUUUGGGUCAAAUUAAAUCUUUGGAGAAGUUUUAAAAUCACUGCCUUUUAACUAUUGUCUGAAUAUUGCAUUGAUCAAACUAUACCCUGAACAUAUUUAGUAGCAGACAGGCAUGCAUGCACACACAGUUAAUGCUAUAAAUCUCCUUUGAACAAAUUGAUGGCUUAUUGCGCUUUUCUUUGUCAUCUAGUCAAAGCAGGAAAGCUUACAAAGUUAUUAUCUUUCAACAGUUUGAUUCUCAUACAUUCAGAUUCUUGCAUCAGAAACCUGACUUGAUCUUGAUCUUGAGUGGCUUUGAUCAACAAUUUUGAUUAAGACUGCACAGUGUUGAUUGAGUUGGACAGAGAGCAAUGGUGGUGGACAGAAGAGGGGGGGGGGGCUGUCCUCGUUCUACGAGACAUCUGUAGCUUCUGAGAGGAACGGAAAACUGAAAUAAAACUGCCACCUUUAUCCAGCCUUGGACCAGGGCUCCAUUAGAUAGAUCAGUAGUUCAAGUAAAGAAGUGGUGCUCAGUGAGUGUUACUGGAAUGGGCCCUAUUCGACCUCCGUUCAUACAUACAACAGAGCCCCUCAUCAGAGGAUUACUAAUCAACACUCUUGUGAUACGGUACCACAGCAAGAAUCCUCUCUGCUCAUGGCUCAUCUGCCACAACACUGAAUCUCAUUUCAUGGUGCAGUGUACUUACGGAGCAGAAUGCUCUUUCUCCUGGAGAGUAAACUGCUGUGUCCAGAAAUCCCCUGCGCUUUGCUGUUCUACUGGAGCUGUAGAAAACCUCCUGGAGCCUUCUAUCUGCACAACCUGGUCUCAGAGCAUUUCGUAAUACUCUGUAUGUAAAUCCGAGACACUCCAUUUAGUAUUAUAUCCUACGUUUUGUAUAGUAUGUAUUCAUUUGUGGAUGCCCAUCACAUUUCGUAUGAUAUUACAAAUUUGCUAAACUUAUGGUAUGUUAUGAAUACUAGCUAGGUGGCAACAUUAGCUAGGCUAAGGGUUAGGUGUCAGGGUUAAACCUUUUUGGUUGUUAGAAGUUCGCGUUAUACGCCAACCCAUCCGCCCCAACCAAUCACCCUACUUUUGUUUUUGCCUUAAGUAAACAUCUGUCUUAUGUAACCAUACCAAACUAAACAUAUCAUGCUAAUUUGAGUGUGCCAGAUUUACAUUUACUAUGUUACAUCUAUUCUAUGAGACCAGGUUGAUCUGCAUGGUAAGGGGGCUGCUACGAAGGAGGUCGGUAAGCCAGCAGAAAGAAACAGAACAGCAGGGGGAAUGGUCUCAAACCUCUGAUUGCACAUCCUUCUUUUGUGGACUAAUUGCUGUGAGUUUGUGUGUAUGGGGGAACAAGGAGUGCCUGGUGAAGGAAUGCAGCUACUGUAGGCUUCAGUCAGGCAGAGUGUAUGAUGGGUUUAUGUCUGGCUCAGUGUUGUAAAGAGAGGUGGGGGCGCUUAAGCUGCUACUGAAGAGGAAACGACAAAGACUGUAACAUGAGUCUGAAGUCUCAUGGGUCAUCCAUUUCUCCUCUCUGACAUUCCUUCCUCCCUCUCUGCCCUCUGUCUAUUCCCUCUCUUCCUUACAGUCUCUUUUUCUCGCUUUCUUUGAGUCCCUGUAUUUUCUCUCUCCCUAUCUGUCCCGCUUGCUUUGUCUCUCGUCUCUCUGUCUCCUCCCCCACCUUCCCCCUUCUUCACACUCUAGCACUUCUCUGCUUUAGCCCUGUGCCAGUGUGUCCCUGUCCAGCUUGGGCAAGACAAGGAGCUGCUGUUUGCUUCUCCAAAACACACACACGUUGACGAACGCACUCAUGUCCACUGUGUCCACUUUGUGACCAGAUUUCCUGGUGCCUCCUUGUAUGUAAAUUAUUUGACGAAUAUUCUUUCAAAAUAAAAUAUAUUUAUUUAUUUUAUGCC
Molecule: messenger RNA, 2447 nt
Organism: Oncorhynchus mykiss (rainbow trout)
Lineage: Eukaryota; Metazoa; Chordata; Actinopteri; Salmoniformes; Salmonidae
Product: otospiralin
Biological process (GO): sensory perception of sound
Source: RefSeq, a predicted model, not a curated record